UGUCGGUACAUAUGUUUAGAUUUGGUUUAGUUUAGAAAUUAAAUAACUUAGCAUUUUUAUAGAAUAGGCAUCCCUUUUAAAAGUUACUGAUAUAUUUUUAGUUAUCCGAAAAAGUAAUCGUGUAAACUGUCAACAGAAGUCGUUACUAUUUAAUUUCAGUGGUUAGACAAGUUAUUUAUUCGUUGCUGGGGGUGCUGGGUUUGUUGUAACUUGGUUUGUUGCAAGACUUCCUCAACACGAUGGAGGAUCACGAUGAAAGUAACCAAACUUUAUCGUACGCCAAAGUACAAGCUCCACCGACGUAUGUCACUUAUGGAGAUACCGUGGCAAGGGUCGUUGAUCCGAUGGUGAGGGUGUUUGAAAAGCUUCUGAAAAUUAAAGAACGCGAAGAACGUGGCAAAGGCACAGACAAGGGGAAAGAAAAUGAGAAAGAAGCGACGGAAGAACCAGAAGAGAGUGCUGAACUGAUACAUCAUAGAUCCUCAUCUAGGAGAACGACCGAUUCUAAGAGAAGAUCUUACAAAUCACGAUACCAAUCGGAUGGGAUCCACCAAAAGCCAAAACAAGAAGAAGAAGAAAUUCCUUUUUCUUUUGUGAAAAAAGAGCUGGAGAAACGUACUCAUGAAGAAAUGAAAGCAAUUUGGUUCAAGUUCGUUGGUAAACAUCUUAUAGAUGACAGUAUUGAACGAGAUUGGAAGGAAUUGAUAGGUGAAAUUCAAUUGGAUGGUGAAGAAUCUCGAGUGAGUAUACAAAAAGUCACAUCCAAAACAAAGCCAAAGGAUAAACAGUUAAAAUACAGAAUGUCCGCAAGGGAGAGUACAAACUUGAAAGAUUCAAAACCGUUAACCAGAAAAGAAUUAAUUGAUCUUCAUAAAGCCCAAAGAAAAGUCAUGGACAUGAAGUAUGUAGACAUGUUCAAAAAGGAGCCCAUAAAAAGUGCUUACUACCACAAUCUUAUUAAAAAUUUGCAAAGCCGCAACACGUUAGGAGGUUUGGCUUCUCGUAUUCGAGGCAAAGCUAAGCGUAAAAAGCCACCUGCGACAUCUGAGAAAGAACAUAUUGAAAUCAAACGCAAAAUAGAUAUUGAGCCGGAUGCAUUUGUGGAAGUCGAGUUCGAACAUGAAUCAGAAGGUUCGUUAGAUGAAGAAAGGUUGGAAGAAGAUGAAAGUUUACUAUUUCAGGAACUUGAACUCGAAGCUCAAUCGUUAACGGAAUUGAAAAGUAUAGAAACAGAGUUGGAGUGGGCAAGCUGCCAUAGCAUAACCAAGCCUUUGGGAGUCGAAUCGAGAGGGGUAGAAUAUGAAGCAGAUGAAGAAGAAGUAGAAAUGGGGAAGAUGGAUUAUAUAAGAUCAGUCAUUGUUGGGCAAAAUACUAUCCGUGAUGAGAUGGAACUCAUAGAAGAAGAGAUGGUGGUUGAAAAUAUAUGGAAAAAUCUGGAAGAAUUUGAAGCUAAAGACAGUGACGACUCUUUGCAAUUCUUGUAUUUAGAUGAAAAACGAAAUAAAGAGUCUGAUCAUUCCAGCCAACUUAAGGAAGUAGAUACAUACACAGAGUUUAAAAGGAAGCAAAAAAAGAAAGCAGAAAAAGAAAAAAAGGAAGCUGCAUUCCAAGAAAAGUUGCAAAUACGAAUAGAAAAGUUAGCUAAACUUAAAGACCCAUCCUACUGGCAGAAGUUAAUGGAAGAUUCUAUGCAAAAGGAAUUAGAACUCGGGGAAGAAGAGAGUGAAGUCUAUGAUGCUGAAUUUGAAGAUUAUCUUGAAAGUCUUGAACAAGAAAAUGAGACACUAUUUGGAGAAGAUGAGGAGUUUAAGGAUAUGAAAUGGGAAGGAAAAGAAACUAAAGAUGAAAGUAAACAGUCUCAUAAAGAAGAAGUCGAAGAGGAGGUGGAAGAGGAAGAGGAUGAAUUGGUUUUAUUAGAAGAAGAAGAACAAGAAGAACAAGAUGAAGUGUUGUUUUCAAUUGAUGAAGAAUUGUCGGCAAAAAUGAAAGGGGAUGAUGAAACUUUAGCAACAUUUGAAGAAGGAGACAUUGAAGUCAGUGGCAUGGAAGAGCUUAUGGAUGAAGGUGAUGUCAGAAAACUGAGUGACACAAAAACAGACAGUACAGUAGACGAAGAAAACAUAGAAGAAGAAGAAACACCUUCAAAAGCUGACCUACAGAUCACAAAUGUUCAACAGAUUAGUCCAAAAGCUCGUUACUUUAACCCAGCCUAUCCAGAAUUAUUUGCAUCAGACGCUUCCAUUUUUCCCAGUUACACAGAUCUCAAACGUCCUUAUACAUUGGUAUGUUCGGACCGAAUCAAGGCGAGACUCAGCAAUUACAAGAAACUCUUCAGAAAUGAACUCCUUUCACUACAACGGAGGCACCCGUUUGCAUUUGGAGGAGUCCAGCUGGCACGACAGUUUAUCAUCGGCAUCCGUGUGCCCCAUAGAUUCGUUGAUCCGUUGAAAUUCAGGGAAAGAGAGAAAGUGGAAAACCUUCUAGCAGGACGAACCAUGUAGCCACAUAUCUCUUGAGGUUUUGAACUUAGCAAAUCCUAGUAAUGAUUCUUCAACUACUUUGUAAACUCAGUAAAAUUGUAUGCGCUAAUUUAAAAAAAAAAUAGUAAAUGAUUAUACAAGCUGAU
Molecule: messenger RNA, 2626 nt
Organism: Cimex lectularius (bed bug)
Lineage: Eukaryota; Metazoa; Arthropoda; Insecta; Hemiptera; Cimicidae
Product: glutamic acid-rich protein-like
Exons: 2
Coding region: 240-2501 (753 amino acids)
Source: RefSeq, a predicted model, not a curated record